Messenger RNA from Perkinsus marinus ATCC 50983, 1446 nucleotides. RefSeq lists its product as hypothetical. Bases 1 to 1446 code for a protein of 481 amino acids. Lineage: Eukaryota; Perkinsozoa; Perkinsida; Perkinsidae. The record is from RefSeq and is a predicted model, not a curated record. The transcript has a single exon.
AUGGCUUCUUACCCCCGACAAAUCUUGCAGAUAGUCCUGCUAGUGAUCAUCCUAGUCUUAAUAAUUCGAUUCUGGGAAGCGGACUUCACUGGGCUAGCCCAGCUAGAACGAGUCGCCGACGCGGACAAGCUCAAUGCGGCAACUGCACCGCUGUCUGCUCGUUAUGCUGCACUUGUACACGGAAAGGAAGAAGCCGAAUGCAAGGGUGGCCCUGUGCUCGUUUUAGUGGUAUCUGGGGCGCCCCGAUCUGAGCUGAUCGCCCGAGAUGAUUCAUGUUCGAAGAAGUUCGACGUAGUUAAAGCCCCGUUCAAGGCACCUGGGCCGCUGACGGUCCUCAAAUAUCUUGAGCAGAUUCCAAGGAAGUAUACCUGGGUAGUUCUUAUCAGCUCAACGUCGAAGAUUCGCCCGUCACUGUUCCUACGCCUUUGCAGAACCCUCCAUGUAGGCGAGGUGUAUGGCGUAGGCGAGAACGGAGAGGGUAAAUGGUUCAAGCACAAGUCUAUCGUACCCUCCUUUGGGGCUGGGGUUGUCCUCUCUGGGGACUUUGCUCGGAGCAUCGACACCAAGAAAGGGAAGAUCUCGAAGGAAGGGUCAAGCUGCCGACGAGAGCACGGCUUCUAUCAUGAGCACUUCCUUGCUGCCUGUCUUCAGAAACACUUUUCGAUCAACAUCACUGAUAGCGACGGGCUCCUCGGCUGCCCAGGGUGCGCAACAGAAUCACUCCCAGGCCGGUGUCUCAAUACAGAGACUGCGGAGGAGCUAUUGAGGAGCACAGUUUUCACUUUAAUGACUGACAGUCCUCAAGAAUGCCGUAUUGCCAUGGAUGCCUGGGCAGCCCCUUUGACGAAUCGAACCUACGUUUUCUCGAGCAAGAACGUGAGUGAUAUACGAAGUGCGUGCCCGCAAGCUAACGUCAUUGAAGUGGUGGAUGAACACUUCAUGGGUUGGAAGCAUAAACGGCCGUACGAACAACGACCUUUCGUAAUUCUCGAGUGGAUUGUCCGCAAAUUCAACGAGGAUGAAAUCAAGUACAUUGUUGGUUUCGAUUCUGACACAGCAUGGAACCUCAACUUGCUACCCAGCCUGCUGGCCGACUUACAGCCACCCCGGCUCAGCAUGCACGGUUACAUGUACAAGGCUUGGGGCACGACCUACCCUACUGGUGGAGCCGGGGUGAUACUAACAAUGUCAGCCGCGCACGCCCUUGUCAAUGCUGCUAACAGUGGCAGUUGUAAGAUGAGCAACACUAACUUUGACGUCAUGCUAGGCAGAUGCGCUGAUGCUGCCAACGUCGAACGAGUUCACGUUGAAGGUAUGUGGCAGCAACCUGUAGGCACUCUACCUAAGAGCGUCCUCACUGCACCAUGGGGAGUCCUUUCAGUACACAAGUACAAGAGCCCACAAGAAGUCGCUGAGGCCUUCAGUUUGAGCGGUCCAUGCCAGUGA